AUUGUAUCGGCCUGUAUGAAAAUCGAUAGAAAAUAUCAGCUGUUUUAAAAGCUAGUGCAAAAUGAAUGUGGAAACGUUGCCCGGCUUGCCGCUCACAAAAGAGCAAUUAAAUAACAUUUUAGCCGGGAUGAGCGUUGGUUAUAUUAAACCCACAGAUCUGCGUACAACUUCGCCAAUACUGCCGCCAUUUAAGAAACUUGGUGUGCUCGUCGACUAUGACGAUAUAGUGGAAGCUACUACAGACUCAAAAAGUUCCACUUCCAAAGAGAAUAAAUUGAACAUCAAAUCGACACAGGCGCAGGAUUACAGCUGCAUCCAAUGUCGUCGCCAUUUGCCGACUGCACAUCUGCUGGAUCUGCACAUCACCGAACAGCAUGAUUUGUAUUUUGCGGCGAGUGUGGAGCGUGGCGACAAACCCCGCUAUUCCUGCUACAUCGAAGAGUGCGUCGUGAAGUUUAAUGAUCCCCAGGAGCGUAAGGAUCAUUGCAUUAAAGUGCACAAGUUUCCGCCCAACUAUCGCUUCGAUCAAGCAAAGGCCAGCAAAGUACACAAAUGCAAGAAUUCCAGUGACAUGGAUGUGGAUGUGGACAAUAAUGUGCCGUUGGCCACUGAGUCCAAAUUACCUUACAUUAAGGCCUUCAAUUUUGGUCAUCCCACACAGAGGACUUUCAACACACGUAAGGAACGUGGAACUGGCAAAGCUCUGCUGGAUGUGCAGGCAAUGAAAGAUGCACUUAACGAUAUGGAUUAAGCUUUAAGUUACCAUUUUUAUUAUUAUUACUCGAAUGUCGAAUGCUCUACAAUAUUAGUCGUAUUAAUUGAUUUGUGGAAACCUUAAGGAUCAUUUGGAUUUGAUGAUCGACCUGUGAAAUUGAAAAUAAAUUGAAAUUGUUUUUGCCAUUCA
This is a messenger RNA of Drosophila grimshawi, 904 nucleotides long. RefSeq names its product protein lethal(2)k10201. The record is from RefSeq and is a predicted model, not a curated record. The transcript has a single exon. NCBI's taxonomy places the organism in Eukaryota, Metazoa, Arthropoda, Insecta, Diptera, Drosophilidae. Bases 62 to 751 code for a protein of 229 amino acids.